CAAGGCAAACGCCUUGUUUGCCUUGCGGUAGUAGUGAUCAGGGGCGGACUGACCAUUUGGAAACUUGCCCGAGGGCCCGGGGUCAGUAGGGGGCCCCAUGAGAUGCCCCUGGUACCUUUUUCAUAGGCUUUUUUGAGUUUGGGCAAGGACACAGGGGCCCCAUGAUCCCCAAUUGCCCGGGGGGGCCAUGAGUUGUCAGUCCGCCCCUGGUAUGCCACCCAUCAGUGCUGCCUAUUAGUGCCCAUCAGUGCAGCCUAUCAGUGCCCAUCAUUGUUGCAUAUCAGUGCC
Messenger RNA from Staurois parvus, 288 nucleotides. The record is from the annotation of a GenBank genome assembly. Lineage: Eukaryota; Metazoa; Chordata; Amphibia; Anura; Ranidae.